ACAAUUUACCGUUUAAAAUGUGAAUAUUGGAAAAAAUCUUACAAGAAUAAGUAGCGUUACUGCAGGGAAUACUGGUCAUUAUUCGUCAAUGAAGUUGACUAGGCAUUUCCAUAAUUUCGCCUGAAUAAUUGUUGUCAACUUAUUGUGCAAAUGCAUCUCAUUGAAUGACUAAAUUUAUUUUCCAUUUGAAUCAGAUAAUCCCAGAGUCAAACUUGAUUAAGAUUAUGAUAGUGUUUGGUAAACAAUUUUGCAUUCAAAUAAAAAAGGAAUUUUUUGUGGGAUGAGUUCUUACUUGUCUCUCGUUACUAGUGAAAGUCGUGUCUCGUGAUCUUAAAAAAUUUAAAAUGAAAUCAAGCCCCACUUGGAUGUUCUUUUUUUGGGUGAUGUGCAUCCAAUUGUGCAUCGAACUCACUCAAACAGCACCAAUUUGUUCCGAAAACGAAGUAUUUAUCGACGAAGAAGAAACCUUUAUUGCUUCUCACGCUUACCGAAUGAAAUCCUUGAUGAACACUUCCGUCGAUCCGUGUUAUAAUUUUUACGAAUAUGCUUGUGGGAAUUUUCCAAACAUUAUCCAGGAUUUGGAAACAACAACCAUCAAGCGAUCGACCCUGUCUGAUUUGAUGUUCGACAUUUAUGACAAAAUGGAUGAUAUUCUCCAAAAACCACGUAAUCAUAGUGACGAAUAUUACAAUGAACUGGAAGUGACAAAAAAGUUUGUGGAUACUUGCGCCAGUGCUAAACUCUUUCCCAUGGAACCAAGACAGGAAUAUUUGCAAGUGAUCAAGGAUAUUGGAGGAUUUCCUGCCAUCGAAACAAAUUGGGAUGAGCUGUCUUUUGAUUGGUUCAGUAUGACAGCGUAUCUAACUCGGUAUGGCAUUGUUGGUUUUGUUGACGAGAAAAUUUUACCAACUUAUCCAUUCAAACCAAUUUACUAUCUCCCAAAACUAGGCUUUGGAAUUAAUGUCUAUCAGGAGAAUUUUGCCACAAAUAAGUCCGACGGAUAUGUUUACAAUGAGAAUAUUAUGAAGAACCUUCUGCAAGUGUAUGGAGUGCCAGAAACUAAAGCUUCUCAAGUGAUAGAGGAAAUUUUUGAAUUAUGGCGGGAAAUAUUGAAACUCAAAGCUAAGUUGCCUAAUGGAGAUUUGGUCGGUAUUAGUAAUGAAUGUCGAAAACUGUCCGCUGUGGAAGACAUUGAACCAGGCUUCUUGAAAUGGUAUAAUCUCUUUCCAAUCGCCUGGGGUAAGACUGAUUUUAGAAUUUCAUAUGAGUCUUAUUGCCCGUGCGACUGGUUUUAUAACAAACUUGACUUUUUAGCCAAAAAGAAACCGAAAGCAUUUGCCAAUUAUAUGGCUUUGAAGUUUCUCUAUGAAAUGUAUCCUCGUUUGAUUUCGACGAAGUUCCAACGAAGACAGUGUCUUGCUAUCACAAAAGGUGCCUUGCCGACUAUAUUUUCUCAUUUCUAUAUGAAGGAACAUUACAAUAAGGAAAACGAAGGUGAUAUUAUGGAGAUGAUCACAGAGUUGAAGACGGCUUGGAAAUACUCAAUAAACACAGCAGAUUGGUUGGAUGAUAACGCGCAUGAUGAGGCUUCAAAGAAAUUGGAAAAUCUUCGUUCGCGAAUUGGUCAAAUGGUUGAUCCCAUUUAUGACAUGUACAUAAAAAAAAUCAACUCCCUUAAACCAACAAAUAAUGUGGCACUCAACAUCCUUGAAUUAGCUAAGUUUAAAGUUAAUAUGCGUCAUUAUGGUAAUUUACAUCCAAUUGAAACCAAUAAAACAUUAGCUUACGACAUUCUAGAUGGAACUAUUGUAAGAGCUUUUUAUAUGCGUUUGGAGAAUAUGCUUGGUUUGAUGGCUGGAAUACUUCAGUCUCCAGUUUAUCAUAAGAACUAUCCCAAUUCUAUAAAAUAUGGUACUCUUGGGUAUAUUAUUGGACAUGAAAUUGGUCAUGGAUUUGAGGGAUAUGGAUUUGCAGUAACUUCAAAUCGAACUCAACGUUUGUGGUUAUCAAAGAAGUCCAAAGCGAUAGUAGAUCAGGAGUCAAAAUGUUUUAUAGAUGAUUAUAGUAAUUUCAAGGACCCAGGAUUUGAUCAAAAACUUAAUGGAAUGAAAGCGCUUAGUGAAAUUGAAGCUGAUAGUUUUGGACUGAGACAGGCAUUCACGGCUUAUAAAACAGUCCUGAAAAACGGUUUGAAACAUGAAGGUGAUGUGUUUUUAGAAAAAGAAACUGUUCCAGGAUUGAAUUUUAAUCAUGAAAAAACAUUCUUUCUUGCAUUUGCUCAACUUUAUUGUGCGAAAUAUGAAUCAAGACAUUAUUGGAAUGAAUGGAAUGAAAAUCAUCCACUGAAUAGAUAUCGAGUUAUUGGCACUCUUAAGAAUUUCGAUGAAUUUUCAAAUGUUUUCAAUUGUCCUGUUGACAGUCCGAUGAAUCCUACGCAGAAGUGUCGAUUGUGGUAG
Molecule: messenger RNA, 2456 nt
Organism: Episyrphus balteatus (marmalade hoverfly)
Lineage: Eukaryota; Metazoa; Arthropoda; Insecta; Diptera; Syrphidae
Product: neprilysin-like
Exons: 1
Coding region: 345-2456 (703 amino acids)
Biological process (GO): protein processing
Cellular component (GO): plasma membrane
Molecular function (GO): metalloendopeptidase activity
Source: RefSeq, a predicted model, not a curated record